Molecule: messenger RNA, 780 nt
Organism: Dalotia coriaria
Lineage: Eukaryota; Metazoa; Arthropoda; Insecta; Coleoptera; Staphylinidae
Product: calaxin-like
Exons: 1
Coding region: 73-750 (225 amino acids)
Molecular function (GO): calcium ion binding
Source: RefSeq, a predicted model, not a curated record
AAAAAAUCAUAUAACCAAAUGACAUAAAUAUUUUUCCGUGUUUUACUCUGAACGAAACAAAAAUUCUUCAUCAUGUCGUACGGAAUUAUGUUGGACAUGUCCAUGGACCCCAUGGAGGAAACCCGCAUCAAGAAAAAGUACUCCACGUUGAUAAGAGAAUUAACUAAGAAGUACCACUUUACCCAAGUGGAAGUCGAAUCGCUAAUAUUAAUCUAUCAUAAAAUACGUAAAGAUGGCGAUAUAAAACAAUCGGGCAUUACAAAAGUGCAAUUCUUGGAUGUGCUCCACAACGGGUUCGACAUGACUGAAGAUACCCUCAUCGACCGCAUUUUCACCGCAUUGGAAUCUCAUGGUACCGCACAUGGAAACAUCAUCUCAAUGGAAACCUGGAUAUCCGCCAUGUCUCUCUUUUUGAGAGGUACCUUAGAAGAGAAGAUAGACCACUGUUUUGCAGUGUACAACCUAAUGGGAGAUGGUAUGUUAGGCCGUGAUAGUAUAUUCACCCUUCUGAGGAAGUCCCUGAUCAGUUCGGGGAGUGAUGAUGACGCAGAGGAAUCCGCUAAGGAUAUGGUGGAAAUUCUCACGAAGAAAAUGGACAUUGAUCGUGAUGGAAAAAUCAGUUUUAACGAUUACAAGACUACAGUGAUGUACCAACCGAUGUUGUUGGAAUGUUUCGGGCAGUGUUUGCCAUCUCGUACCGCGGUCCACGCAUUCGCGACAACCGUGUUCAUUGACAGAGGACGCAUGUGAAUCAAAUAAAUAUCCUACCUUUUCGAUGUA